CAUCAAUUCAGCCCAUAACAAUCCAUUCUUGUCGACACAUCCAGUUUCCUUCAAGAACAUUUUCAUUUAAUUCCCCUUCCACCUUUACUCCCUUUCUCCUUUCUCUAAACAUGGAACCCGAAUCUCAUCAACAUGAUCACUCCCCCAAAACGCCACCCUCCUCUGCCACCACCACAACAAUCACAUCCUGCUGCGCCAGAUGCGGCGGCCCCACCACUUUCGAACCACCACCACCGUACUCCGAAAUCUCCCCACCUCCCACAUACCGUCCCAUCCGUGCUCCAGCCAUUAACCUCCCUCCAAACAACUCUCAAGCCAUCAUUCUUGCUCCCGUUCCCCAAUCCCAAAAGGUUCCCACAAUUUCCCCUCCUUAUAAAUUCCAAACUCCUUCCAAACGAAUCCAAUCCCCCGAUGACGUCCGCCACUUCAUUGAUUCCGAUUCCGGAAAAAAUUUCCUCGGCUUCGUCGUCGCUCUCUCCGAGUCCAUUCGCGGGCACAAAAUUUCAGAUCAAUGUCACGAGUCUCAAACAAUCCGCACCCUUUCAUCAAUUAUUGACGAAUUAAUUCAAUGGAUCGACGUAAUUCCUCCGGCUCAGCAGGUGUCUCGUUACGGUAACGUCUCUUACCGAACCUGGAAUAGCCGUUUAACUGAAUACAGCGAUACGGCAAUGCUCCGUUUUUUGCCUGACGAACUUCAAGCUGCCACGGUGGAAAUUGUUCCGUAUUUUAAUGAUAGUUUUGGUAAUCCGAGUCGUAUUGAUUACGGAACUGGUCAUGAAACUAAUUUCACUGCUUGGUUAUAUUGCUUAGCUAGAUUAGGAGUAAUUAAGGAAGAAGAUUAUCAAGCUGUUGUGUCUAGGGUUUUUGUUAAGUACUUAGAGUUGAUGAGGAAAUUGCAAUUAGUAUAUUGUUUGGAGCCUGCUGGAUCGCGUGGUGUUUGGGGGUUGGAUGAUUAUCAUUUCUUGCCAUUUAUAUUUGGUUCCUCGCAGUUGAUUGAUCAUAAGUAUAUGAAGCCGAAGUCAAUUCAUAAUCAGGAUAUUUUGGAAAAUUUUUCCAAUGAGUAUAUGUAUCUUUCCUGUGUUGCUUUUGUGAAGAAGGUGAAGAAGGGUUUAUUUGCUGAGCACUCACCUUUGUUGGAUGAUAUCAGUGGUGUGCCAAAUUGGAAUAAGGUUAACAGUGGGCUGCUGAAAAUGUAUAAGGCGGAGGUGCUCGAGAAGGUUCCCAUCAUGCAGCAUUUUCUGUUCGGAUGGCUCAUUAGAUGGGAGUAGUUCGAUAUAUCAACAUCAGGAAUGUAUGCAGUGGAAUCAAGAGAUUUAUUUUCCAGAAGGUUCUAUGCACAGUUACCAGAGUAGAACUUAUUCGGAUUAUAAUACUUUUGGGAGUAUGAAUUUAUCUAGUAUUUCCUCUUUUUUGUUUGCCAUGCUACUUGGCUUUAGCAGAUGCAGCACACUGCCUUAAUUUUUGUUGAUCAUAUUUUGCAUUUAAUGGAAGCCCAGCAGUCUUCUGUUGAAUGGAUAAUAUAAUGAAACCUUAUGUCUACAAAUAUUUGGUAUGUUAGAGCUCCUAGUAUACAAUUUUCUGUCCUAAGUUCUGCAGUGGGUUUUCUACUUUUUAAUGACAUGACAGAUAUAAACUAUCCGUUUAUACCCAUGUUGCAUUAA
Molecule: messenger RNA, 1661 nt
Organism: Pistacia vera
Lineage: Eukaryota; Viridiplantae; Streptophyta; Magnoliopsida; Sapindales; Anacardiaceae
Product: serine/threonine-protein phosphatase 2A activator-like
Exons: 2
Coding region: 111-1268 (385 amino acids)
Biological process (GO): mitotic spindle organization
Cellular component (GO): cytoplasm; nucleus; protein phosphatase type 2A complex
Molecular function (GO): peptidyl-prolyl cis-trans isomerase activity; protein tyrosine phosphatase activator activity
Source: RefSeq, a predicted model, not a curated record